GCAGCUCCUUGUGGGCUCAGACCAUGGCUGUCCUGUUACUGGUGCUGCUACUGUGCCUCCCCACCUUUCUCCUGGGACUCCUUAUCUGGACCAUCUGUAAGCAUUUCCUCACCAGAGAUGUACCCUCUACCUUGGAACAUCCUGUCAAGUUCAGAAUUCUGGAUUGCGUGUUUAUAUAUGUGAUCACUUUGGGAAACAUACUAGAGAAGCUGAGAAUUUCCUCCAUGCCCUGCUUUGCUCGUUUUGUACAGGACAGAUUGUUCCUAAAGAAAAAGGACUCUAAAGUGGUGAUUACAGACCUGCACUUUGGAACAAUCCCUGUGAGACUGUUUCAGCCCAAGGCAAUGUCACACUGCUCAAGGGGAGGCAUCAUUUUCUACCAUGGAGGAGCUGCGGUAUUGGGCAGCUUGGAUUUUUACCAUAAUGUGUGUCUUUUCCUUGCCCUGGAGACAAAUUCUGUGCUGUUGUCUGUGGGGUACAGGAAGCUUCCUGAUCACCAUUACCCUGUCAUUACCAAGGACUGUCUAAACACUACCAUCCACUUCCUGAAGAGACUGGAAACCUAUGGUGUGGACCCUUCCCGGGUCGUGAUCUGUGGGGAAAGUGCUGGAGGAGGGACGGCAGCCCAGAUUAUCCAGAUUUUGGUGGACCGAAAAGACCUUCCCAAGAUCCGGGCUCAAGUUCUGAUUCAUCCAAUCAUCCAGGCCAUCAAUUACCAGUUACCAUCCACACAGCAGAACCAAAAUGUGCCAUUCCUCACCCGAGACUUCAUGUUGAUGUGUAUUUGUAGAUAUAUGGCCAUUGACCUCUCCUGGAAAGAUGCCAUGCUGAAUGGUGCUUGCAUACCUCCAGAAACCUGGAAGAAGUACAGGAAAUGGCUCAGCUCUGACAAUAUCCCCAAGAGAUUUAAGGACAAAUACAAGGAACCCCAGUUUCCCGGGCCUUUUAAUGAGUCUGCCUAUCUGGAAACCAAACAUCUGUUUGAUGUAGAAAAUUCCCCCCUGUUAGCUGAUGAUCAAACCAUUGCUCAGCUCCCUGAGGCUUUUCUAGUGAGCUGUGAGCAUGAUGUCCUCCGUGAUCACACCUUGCUCUACAAGAAGCGCUUGGAAGACCAAGGGGUCCCUGUGAGCUGGUACCAUGUGGAAGAUGGCUUUCAUGGAUGCAUACUUCUAUUUGACAGGCAGCCUUUCUCUUUCUCAUGCUCCCAGAAAGUUGUAAAUGCUGUAGCCAGUUACAUAAAGGGCUUAUGACAGUAACACUGGCGCCAUGAGUAGCGUGAGGCCAGCAUACCUCUGCCAUAGCCUGGGUUUUUGUUUAGUUCUACUUUACAGAAGUAGAUUCUAAUCUACCAUGGCCCAGGCAGGGAGGCUAAGUGGGAGUGAAGAACUGUCUAGCUUUAACUUCAAGAAAACACAAACUUGUUUCCUUUUAGUAUUACCAGAAUUCUGUUUUGCAUGUAGCUAUAUUCCCUAACACUUAGAAAUAAAUAUCAAUGGAGAAGAAA
This is a messenger RNA of Chinchilla lanigera (long-tailed chinchilla), 1504 nucleotides long. RefSeq names its product arylacetamide deacetylase-like 4. The record is from RefSeq and is a predicted model, not a curated record. NCBI's taxonomy places the organism in Eukaryota, Metazoa, Chordata, Mammalia, Rodentia, Chinchillidae. Gene Ontology annotation, cellular component: membrane. Gene Ontology annotation, molecular function: carboxylic ester hydrolase activity. The transcript has 4 exons. Bases 24 to 1250 code for a protein of 408 amino acids.